CUACAGUCCUCGCCUCUCUUUUACUCGAACAGGCAGUGGAAACGAUUUAUAACUUCAUCUUUGGUCAAGCAGGAGGGCGCGCGGUAAAACUGUUAACUUAUCUUGCUGAUGUUAUGCAGUUACCUCGUGAUGAAAGAAAUGCGGACAAUGUUGAUGUCAAAAGUGAAGUUGUCAAGCAUCUGGAGGUCAUCAUUCUUCUCAUCAGACACAUUAUUGACCUCAACUCCACUGCAUUCGUUUGUGAGCCGUUGAAAGAUGUCGUCCGUAAGUCUGAAGCGAUUAAAAUAAGCCUACAUGAUUCAAAGUUAGAUCCGUGGCUUCAAGAAGCUCGUUUGAAUCUCGAUUACGUUUCAGCAGUGUCUCGAAAUAGGAAGCCACUUACCCGAUUUACAGUCGUCAACAAAGGCGCGCAUGCCUAAAGUCGCUGCGAAAUUUCUUGCACCUCUCAAGCCUCCCGGAGGAUGGCAUGAUAAUGACCACACUGAUAUCUUCCUGAUAAAAGUCAUGCCGACCCUCCAAGAAACUCAAUCCACUCGCAGUGAAUAUCUACCUCCUCGCGAUCCGAGUCAAUGGCAGUUAGAUGGUAUACAUGGUCUCCCAGACCGACACUUUCGACUAUUGAGAGAAGACACUAUAGGGCAACUUCGGGAUGCUAUUCAUAGCGAAAUCGUGCCUAGUUCAGGUGGACAGGGAAAUAGAAACAACCUAAGGACACACGCAUACAGGAAUCAGUUACGACGGCUUCAGUCAUCAGCAUUGGUCUUCCUCACUGACUACCGAACAUGCGCGGUACUUUGCUCUGUAUUAGGGCCAAGUUCUGAUCGAGUGAAGAAUGAAGGCCAAAACCAGCUUGGUCCUUCAGAAGGAGACGAGCCUUCGCUCUGGAGCAAUAAGGCUCUGGCAAGCAUCACGCUCGGCCUAGUCGAGGCUGAUGGCGAGAAUAUCCGGAGGCUUUUGCAGGCGAUGGCAACAGGUCGUGCUACAGCUAGCGCAUCGCUGUCAUUGGUCGAAUUCCCUGGUGUUCUUCUUCCGUCUUUCCAGCCAACACUGUGUGCUCUACAGCAGAUAAAGAAAUCCGCGCGCCUUCCCUUUGCAGACAUCCUCACCGCGGCAGGCGCGCCCGAUAUGCAGAUUCCCCCACCGCGUUACGCUUCUCGCCCUGGAUUCUUCUUCGACCUGCAGGGCUUGACGAAGGAUCACAGCCCACUAAAUUUGUAUCCUGGCCGCCCAUUCGAUAUUCAGGAUCUACAAAGAAACUGCGAUCUCGAUGAAGCACAAGCCGAAGCUUUGGUCAACUCCCUGACGCGAGAGCUGGGCCUCAUCCAGGGCCCUCCCGGCACUGGAAAGAGCUAUACAGGUGUUGCCUUGGUCAAACAAGGCCGAUCUGGUCCCGAUAACCUCCUCGAGACGAAAAUCACGUCACAGGUUAUCCGUAUUGGCUCCCAAUCCAAAUCCGAGGUUCUGAAGCCACUGAAUUUGCGAAACGUCGCCAAGGACUUUAGUCACACGAGAUUCGAGAAACGCGCAUUCUCUGCAAGAGACUUCCGGGGUCUACUGGAAAACCACUCAAUUGCAAAACAUUUGAAGGAAAGGCAUCCACUUCAUUACCACCAUUUGUUUGAAAAGAAUAUCGAUGGGUGGGAUCGGUAUUCUUCUAGAGGAAGUAAUGGUGCUAUUGGGCAGUGGCUGCAUCAAGGACGACAGAAUGAGAACCCCUCUCGAAGUAUCCAGGAACUCCAAUAUUCAGACCUUGAGACAAUGACGACACAAGAAAGGAGAAAUCUACAUGCUAGUUGGCUUGAAGAGAUUCGAUCAGAGGAGGAAAGGGAUAUUACCCUAGCCAUUUUAGAUCACAGAGAUGCGAAACUAAAAUUUGACGAUGUUCGGGACGAAAUGAAUCUCCAACUCCUCCAAAGUGCGGAUGUCAUUGGCAUCACUACGAGUGGUUUGGCUCGAAAUCUGAAAUUUUUGCAACGCUUACAGUCAAAAGUCGUUAUUUGUGAAGAAGCUGGGGAGGUUCUUGAGGUAAAUCUCCUCACUGCGCUUCUCCCUUCGGUCCAGCAAGCAAUCCUCAUUGGUGACCACCUUCAGUUACGAUCACAAAUCCAGAACUAUGAUUUAUCGUCAGAAAAUCCUAGAGGGGUAGACAAAAACGCCGAAGAUGGCGCCCAAGUUCCGUUCAAUACUCUGGAGACACAACGACGAAUGCAUCCUUCGAUUGCACAUUUAAUAAGGAAGACAUUAUAUCCAAGGUUGAGCGAUGCACCUUCGGUCUGUGUAUAUCCUGAAGUGAUGGGUAUGCGCCGCAGACUUUUCUGGCUGGAUCACCGUGCGCCGGAAGCAGGGUCCUCUGGGGACGAUGCAUUGGCAACUUCUCACUGGAACCAACACGAAAUACAACUUACAGCAGCACUUAUCAAGCAUCUAACUUCGCAGGGAACAUACAAGAAAGGUGAUAUUGCUGUUCUGACUUCCUACCUUGGACAACUUCACCGUUUGCGAAGGGAAAUAGGACAAUUCACGAGAAUUUCGAUGGACGAACGUGAUGAAGGACAGUUAGAUAAAGCUGGACUACCAGAUAACACUAAGCUCGAGAACAAGAGAAUUUCGAAAUAUAGGAAGUUUAUCAAAACGACAUUGCUUGAGUCUGUCCGAGUAGCGACGGUCGACAACUUUCAAGGAGGAGAGGCUAAAGUGAUCGUGAUAUCUCUGGUGCGAAGCAACAGCCAGAAUAAAUGCGCAAGACAUGGUAUGUACAUUAUCGGGAACUCUGCAACAUCAGCUCACGUCCCUAUGUGGGCGGAUGUUAUCAAACUCCUAGAGAGCAACGACAACUUUGGCACUGAGUUGGAGCUACGGUGCCCACGACAUCCUGAUACACCUAUUUUUACAUUGCAUAGCGCGGUUUAUUGCUUGGAGGACUGCCCAAGGCCACUCAAGGGGUGCGACUACCAAUGUCCAAAGAAAUGUGGAGACCAAUGUGUGACAAAAUGCACCGUUAAAGUUCAUGAUCCUCAUCGUGUACUUGGUGUACAUGCAGCACCGUAUUUAAAAUGUUGGGAAGCACAGAACCUCUCAAAUCUUCGCUGUACAGUCAGAGUCGACAAGACAAUUCCUGGUUGUAACCACAAGGUCAGCGAAUUAUGCUAUGUCGAUAUGACAAAAAAUGAUUAUAAAUGCAAAAAGCAGUGCAGCGAUUAUGCCAUCAAUGCAUUUCUCGUGAUGAAUCAGGAACCCUUCUUACAAAUCAUGGUUCUUUGUACGCAAAAUUGUGGGCGUGGUCAAUCAACAUGUUCUCAUUCAUGCGGGAUUUCAUGCCAUGGUGAGAAGCCGUGCCCUCCUUGCAACAAACCCUGUGAUUUCCACUGCGGCCACUCCAAGUACGGCAACAAGUACCAUGAGCUCUGUAUCCCUUGUGCCGAGGAUAUCUGUCUAUCAGCCUGUCCACGUUCUAAAUGUUCGAUGCCAUGUUCUGCUCCCUGCGGCCAUGCCCCAUGUUCAAAACGAUGUGAGAAGAAGCUGCCGUGCGGUCCAUCUGUUUGUGGAGAAAGCUGUCCCCCUAUCGAAUUCUGUCAGAUUUGUGCUAGCGAAGAUGUCAAACACCGAGCUGUCGAUUUUAUUCUAGGAGAGACUUAUGAGGAAAUUGAUUUAAACGAGAAUCCGUGCAUCUUUCCUCAAUGUCACCAUUUUCUAACUAUGGAGAGCAUGGAUGGUCUAUUUGAUUGGAAAAAGCGUUAUAACUUGGACACGAAAGGGUUUCCGAUUUCUAUAGCUUCUUCUUCUGAGCCCUUUUCAAUUGAUGAUGUGAAGAGAUGUGCCACAUGUCGUGGUUCCCUCCGAGAUAUCGCCCGAUAUGGCCGACUUGUACGCCGUGCUUUGCGAGACGAGUGCACCAAGAAAUUCAUCUUGUAUUCUAACAACGAGUACAUCCCCAUUGCUACUAAUGUGAGCAAGCAUCUGGCUAGCCUCCAAGAUGAUUCGGACUUCAAAUUUUCAGCGGUAUUCGACGGCACAAAGAUAAUACGGAUCGAAGGGCCGUGCGAUAAUCAGGUUAGGAUGUUAUCUAACUUAUUAGCUAGGUGCAAACCGUCUCGCUGGAGUGAGCUGAUGCCGUUACGAAAGCGAUUGUUGAUAUAUCUCGAAAAGGUCUCGAAAGACGAACAGCCCUCAACAAAUUCCACGAAAGUUUUCUGCAGAAUAAGAGGUUUCUUGAUGGCGGCUGCGCUAUUGAUUCGUCUUGAUACUGCUCUCAUCGCCGACUUUUUGUCAUUGCGGAGGAAAGGCCUCUCUCGAAAGAUGGCGUUGGAUAGCGAGAUACAGCUUAUCCACAAGGCGGCCAGCUCAAACAGAGCGUAUUUGCAGGUUGAAGGGCAUAUCUUUCUCGCAGAGCUCUAUGCUCUGGAACGUGGCCAUAGAGAAAACCUGACCCAACCAGAACGCAUGAUGGAGUAUGGCACGAUAGCAGUUGAAAGAGCACGACGACUGUGCCAAGAAAACCCUGGCCAAACGACGGGGCUAUCACAAGAGGUUGACGAGGCAGAAAAAAUGGUGAAUCAAGGCACAUUAUACACUGCCGUCACCAAUGCAGAGCGACUGGCAGUGAUUGAGGCGAUGGCGGGCGAGUUCCGCGGCACGGGACAUUGGUACUUCUGUGUCAAUAGACAUCCGUUCACGAUUGGAGAAUGCGGCAUGCCGAUGCAACAGGCUCGAUGCCCGGAGUGCGGUGCUCCGGUUGGUGGCCAGCACCAUCAACAGGUUGAAGGAAGACUGGGGAAUCUUUCCACCUAG
This is a messenger RNA of Talaromyces proteolyticus, 4788 nucleotides long. RefSeq lists its product as uncharacterized. The transcript is spliced from 12 exons. Gene Ontology annotation, molecular function: helicase activity. The record is from RefSeq and is a predicted model, not a curated record. Gene Ontology annotation, biological process: regulatory ncRNA-mediated heterochromatin formation. Gene Ontology annotation, cellular component: nuclear RNA-directed RNA polymerase complex. NCBI's taxonomy places the organism in Eukaryota, Fungi, Ascomycota, Eurotiomycetes, Eurotiales, Trichocomaceae. Bases 412 to 4788 code for a protein of 1458 amino acids.